This is a messenger RNA of Nicotiana attenuata, 1544 nucleotides long. Its product is annotated as plant cysteine oxidase 2-like. The record is from RefSeq and is a predicted model, not a curated record. The coding region runs from base 245 to 1057 and encodes 270 amino acids. Gene Ontology annotation, molecular function: oxidoreductase activity, acting on single donors with incorporation of molecular oxygen, incorporation of two atoms of oxygen. The transcript has 5 exons. Lineage: Eukaryota; Viridiplantae; Streptophyta; Magnoliopsida; Solanales; Solanaceae.
CCACUACUCCUCCAUUUAUAUACCCCUCCCCCCAUUUUUUACUCAUCUACUAUCAAUCACAUCACAGCAGGGGAAUGCGAAAUUUCACUUCUCUGUUUUUUUUACCACUCAACAACUCCUACAUGUAAUAUAUACUGCUCAUAUAAAACAGUAAAAUUUUGUUGCUCUUCUUUACAUGAGUAACGUAACGCCUUUUUUGGAUAUAUACCCCAGAUCGUAAUUCGUCUUGAAUAUAUAAUUGAAUAUGAUUAAUACUUGGGCUGAGAAAAAUAUAAGUGAUAGGAAAGAUAAGGAGUACAGUAAGGCGAAGAAGAAAAUGUCAAGGGUUCAGAAACUCUAUGAAACUUGCAAACAAAUUUUUGCUAAUUGCGGACACGGCGUUGUGCCGUGCCCGGAAAAUGUUGAACGUGUCAAGGCAGUUUUGGCUGAAGCAGAUGUUGGCUUGAGGCCGAAUAUGCCAUAUUUGAUCAGGUCUACAGUAUCUGAUGGACCUCCUAAAAUAAUGUACCUGCAUCUCCAUGAAUGUGACAAAUUCUCGAUCGGUAUCUUUUGCUUGCCACCAUCACCAGUCAUUCCUCUUCAUAACCAUCCUGGAAUGACAGUUUUCAGCAAGCUUUUCUUUGGUAAAAUGCACAUCAAAUCUUAUGAUUGGGUGGAUAAUCUCCUUCCCCAUCAAUCUACUCCAAAUGCCAAUAUAUCUAACAAUGAUACAAGGGAUUGGACUGGACUACGUCUUGCAAAGUUGAAAAAGAAUUCCGAGUUUACAGCUCCUUGCAAAACAUCAAUCCUCUAUCCAGCUGAUGGAGGAAAUAUGCACUCCUUCACAGCAAGGACAGCUUGCGCUGUGCUGGACGUGCUUGGGCCACCUUAUUGUGAUCCUGAAGGUCGUCAUUGUCAAUACUACUAUGACUUCCCAUUUCCCAAUUUCUCAGUAGAUGGCUUGUCAGUGCCUGAGGAACAGAAAAAUGAAUAUGCGUGGCUCAAAGAGAGGGAGAAACCUGAGGACUUCACUGUAGAUGGAGCAUUGUACAGUGGACCAGAUAUUAUAGUAAACUGAAAGAAUUCCUUGAAAUUCACAAUUGAAGCAGAAAGAAAACUUUACUCCUCCCCCACUGUUAUGAACGGCCCACAUGACCAGGCCCAGACUUUAAUCUUACACAAGAAGGCCCAAGUACCUUAAGGGACGAAGGGGAACACGUGAAUAAUAACCAACUUGUGGCGCCAAGGAGAAGCGCACGCUCUAAGCAUCUUCCAGUGAAGCUGCGUGAUUACCAGCUCCAAGCAGGAAAAGCGUGACUCUAGAAGAGAGCAGAAUACAUAAAGAAAGAUAUAGAACAAAGUAUAAAUAGAAGGCAGAAUAGUAGAAUAGGCAGGCUGUUGUUAGUACUGAUUUCUUCUGUUUCUCAUCCCUCUCUCAGAUCCUCCUUCUCCUCCCCCUUUCUUUUUAUCCUUGUAAUUUCAUUCAAUUCUUCCUAAUUUCCAGUAGUAGUUGAGUAGCUUGUGAUUUCCCAAUCUAUUCAAGUAAUCAAAGAAGUGUUGGUGAA